Molecule: messenger RNA, 6261 nt
Organism: Lutzomyia longipalpis
Lineage: Eukaryota; Metazoa; Arthropoda; Insecta; Diptera; Psychodidae
Product: fatty acid synthase-like
Exons: 4
Biological process (GO): fatty acid biosynthetic process
Molecular function (GO): 3-oxoacyl-[acyl-carrier-protein] synthase activity; fatty acid synthase activity; oxidoreductase activity
Source: RefSeq, a predicted model, not a curated record
AUGUCUGUAAAAGAGGAAGUUGUAAUCUCAGGCUUCUCGGGUCGUUUUCCUGAGUCUUCGAAUGUUGAAGAAUUCAAGAGCAAUCUCUUCAAUGGUAUCGAUAUGGUGAACGAUGAUCCACGUCGUUGGCCUACCGGUCUUUAUGACUUGCCUUCAAGAAUUGGGAAGAUGAAGCAGGAAAACUUGGAAAAUUUUGAUCACAUCUUUUUCGGUGUUCAUCAAAAACAAGCAGAAGUGACGGAUCCUCUUAUUCGAAAUCUACUCGAAGCCACUCAUGAGGCUAUAGUUGAUUCAGGAUACAAUCCUCAAGAGCUACGUGGCUCUCGUACUGGAGUGUAUGUCGGCGCUUACGUGUCAGAAGUUAAACAAUACUGGUCAAAGGACCCAGAUUAUAUCACUGGGUAUGAAUUGUUGGGAUUUCUUCAAUCAAUGUUUUCCAAUCGCUUGUCCUUCACGUAUAACUUUACUGGACCUAGCUAUGCUGUUGAUACUGCAUGUUCUAGUUCUCUGUUUGCAAUGGCUCAAGCUUUCGAAGAUAUUCGCGAUGGACGUUGUGAUGCUGCUAUAGUAGCAGGAGCUAAUUUAAUUCUAAAUCCCAUUACAUCUCUGAUGUUUCAUAGAGUUAAAAUGGUUAGUCCUGAUGGUGCUUGUAAAGCAUUCGAUGAGUCUGCAAAUGGAUACGUGCGAUCCGAUGCAUGUGUCGUGGUAUUUCUGCAGAAAGCUAAAGAUGCUCGUCGUAUCUAUUCAACAAUUCUUAACAUACGAACUAAUACAGAUGGUGCCAAGGACCAAGGUAUCGCAUAUCCUAAUGGUGAAAUGCAAAAGCAACUGAUGAAAGAAACGCAUCAGGAGAUUUCUCUAAAUCCUCUUGAUAUUGAAUAUUUCGAGGCUCACGGGACAGGUACCAGAGCAGGGGAUCCUGAAGAAGUAAAUGCAAUCUGCGAUUUAUUUUGCAAGGAUCGUAAAACUCCACUUCUUAUCGGAUCAGUAAAAUCCAAUAUGGGUCAUUCUGAACCAGCCUCUGGGUUAUGCUCCAUUGCAAAAUUGCUCAUUGCCAUGGAAGUUAAAGUUAUUCCUGCAAAUCUGCACUACAAUAAUCCUAAUCCUGAAAUCAGUGGACUACUUGAUGGUCGCUUAAAAGUCGUAGAUAGGAAUACUCCAUGGAAUGGAGGUAUAGUUGCAAUAAAUAAUUUUGGAUUUGGUGGAGUAAAUACUCAUGUAAUUUUGAAGGCUAAUCCAAAAAUGAAGAUCAUUAAACCCAUUGAUGGAUACCCAAGAUUGGCGGUGGUUUCAGGACGUACUUAUGAUGCUGUACAAGUCCUCUUGAAGGAAAUUGAAGCCCACGCAGAUGAUGAAGAGUAUUUGGCAUUAGUGAAUGAAGUUCACGUUAAGAAUAUUCCUCUUCACAAUUAUCGUGGAUAUGCUGUCGUAAGCAAGGAUGAGCCUCUGCAUGAUAUAGUUGAGUUUACAGAGACAAAACGUCCAAUAUGGUUCGUGUUUUCCGGAAUCGGCUCGCAGUGGGCUCACAUGGCGAAAGAAUUGAUGCAGAUUGAUAUCUUCAACAGGAGUAUUCACAAAUGUGCUGAAGCUCUACGUCCCGAAGGCGUUGAUCUCAUACAUACAUUGACUAAUUUGGAUGAAACUUCUUUUGAUACUUUGCACAAUUUCAUUUCAAUUACCGCUGUUCAAAUUGCUCUAACUGAUGUUCUCACACAUCUUGGGAUUACAUCUGAUGGAUUUGUAGGACAUUCAGUAGGAGAAUUAGGAUGUGCUUAUGCCGAUGGAUGUUUAACGCUUGAACAAACUAUCCUUGCUGCAUAUUGGAGAGGAAGAAACAUUUUAGACACUAAUUUAAUAUCUGGAACGAUGGCAGCUGUUGGUCUGUCUUGGGAAGAAUGCCUGAAGCGUUUGCCAGAGGAUAUUUUUCCUGCUUGUUAUAACAGCGCAGAUAAUGUCACGAUAUCUGGACCCACGGAAUCCAUAAACAAAUUCGUGGAAAUAUUGCAAAAGGAAGGAGUAUUCGCCAAGAUUGUUAAUGUAUCAGGAAUACCUUUUCACAGCAAGUACAUGAACAAUGUCGGUCCAAAGCUUAAAAAAUCUCUCGAUAAAAUCAUACCCAUUCCGAAAAUUCGUUCAGAUAAAUGGAUAAGCACCAGCAUUCCAAAAUAUGAAUGGAAUACAGCGAUAGCGAAGAAAAGUUCAGCAGACUAUCAUGUAAAUAAUCUUCUAUCACCUGUACUUUUUUACGAAGCCAUUCAGCACAUUCCAAAAAAUUCAAUCUGCAUUGAAAUAGCUCCCCAUGGACUUCUCCAAGCCAUUUUAAGACGUUCAUUAGGCGAGAAUGUGAUAAAUCUGAGCCUAAUGAAGCGCAAUUACGACAAAAAUGUUCAAUUUUUGAUGAGCAACAUUGGAAAACUCUUUGCAGCUGGAGCUCAACCUAAUGUAAAUAAGCUUUUCCGGCCAAUAACUUAUCCCGUGGGGCGUGGAACACCAAUGCUCAAUUCUAAAAUCUUGUGGGAUCAUUCACAGAAGUGGACAGUACCAUAUUUAGGGUCAAGCAAUACUUCAAAGGAAACCUUUGUGGAGUUUGAUCUGAGAAAUGAAGAAGAUUCCUUCUUAAUUGGACACACCAUUGAUGGUCGUGUUCUUUUUCCUGCGGCUGGAUACAUUAGCCUUGCUUGGUGUCAAUUUGCCAAAGCUCAGGGAAGUACUCCUGAUCGCACGUCAGUGAUUUUUGAAAAUCUUGUCUUUCACCGCGCAACAAUUUUGCCCGUUGAUAGCUCAGUAAAAUUUGGAAUUAAAUUUCUUGAUGCUUCAGGAAAAUUUGAAAUAUGUGAAGGAGGUUCUUUAGCCAUGUCUGGAACGAUUCUAAUUUCCAAUAAUGAUAUUGAAGAGGAAGAAGAAUUUUUACUAGAUUCACUUCAAGACUCAAAGAAUAGUUCUUUAUUAAACUCAAAUGAUAUUUAUAAUGAAUUGCUUCUGCGUGGUUUUGAUUACAAAAACCAAUUUCGUGGUAUAGUUCAAGCAGAUCUAAGUACCAACACGGGCAAAGUAGAGUGGACAAAAAAUAAUUGGAUAUCUUUCAUCGAUCUAAUAUUUCAAUUUUUUCUCUUAGAGAAGGAAUUGCGAGAGUUGUAUGUUCCUACACGCGUUGAGAAAAUCAUCAUUAAUCCAAAAAGGCAUUUCAAAAUUGUUGCAAAAUCCAGCACAGACAGAGAAGGAAAAUCCAUUUUACCAAUUUACAUGAACAAGGAUAUAAACGUUAUCAAAAGUGGUGGAAUAGAGGUGAAAGGAAUAAUUUUUACCAUAGCUCCUAGGCGCCAGAUUUAUCAUACUCCACCUAAGCUGGAGAGAUACACUUUCAUUCCAAAUUUCAACAAUUAUGAACUCUCUGAACAAAUAGACAUUGCAAAGGAGCAUGCAAUCACUAGCCUUGUUCAACUGGCCAUUGAAAACUGCAAAGGAGCCUUAAGGAUUAAAACAGCAGAGCUACUGCUACAAAUGGGACCAGAAACUCUCUUGACUACAGAUGUGCAGCGAGUUAUUGAAAAUGAACCUCGAUUGAUCAGUGAUUUUACUAUCAUGACACCUCCAAAAACACAAAACCUGCAGAAGUUAGUGAAUGAUGCAGAAAUUCGAAUUCUUACCAAAGACAUUACAAUGGGACCCAUUGACUCAAGUUACCACCUUUACUUGGCUACAGAUGUUCUCACACAUCCUAAUGCGAAAUUCAUUUUGAGAAAUCUGAAAGAUUCCAUCAAAGAAGAUGGUUUUGUUCUCCUAGAAGAAUCUGCCAAGGAGAAAAGGACUAAUCGCGACAACAAGUUCUUUUCCUUGCUAAAUUUCACUGUGGUUUCAUCGCAAAUGUGCUCAGAGAGGGAAUACCUUCUCUUACGUCCAACAUUCUACAUUGAAUCACAAAAGAUUCAAGUAGUUAAUGUAACCGAGAAGAAUUUUAACUGGCUGGAACAUCUGAAAUCAGCCAUUCUUAAGGCAGAGAGUGAGAGAAGUUUGCUGUAUAUCGUAUGCCAGGGUGAAGAAUUGUUUGGAGCUGUAGGAUUCAUGAACUGCCUCAAAUAUGAAACUGGUGGAAACUCUGCUAGAUUAUUCUUCAUCCAAGACACAAAUGCGCCCGUCUUUUCCAUUACAAAUCCUUUCUAUUUGGAUCAGAUAAAGAAGAAUCUCACCUUUAAUGUACUUAAGAAUGGAACUUGGGGAUCUUUCAGACAUUUAAAAUUGGAAUGCCAACAAAAUCUGCCUAAACAACAAGUUGAACAUGCCUUCGUAAAUGUUCUAACUAAAGGUGAUUUAUCGAGUUUAAGAUGGAUUGAAGGACCGCUCAGCAUCAACCGUCCAGAAUUAAGUGAUCCUGACGUAGAAAUGUGUACUGUUUACUAUGCAUCACUGAAUUUCCGCGAUAUCAUGCUUGGUUCAGGAAAACUCUCCGUUGAUUCUCUGCCAAAGCAUUUAGCAGAUCAAGAAUGUGUUUUAGGGAUUGAAUUCUCUGGACGUGAUUCAAAAGGAAAUCGCACUAUGGCGAUGGUACCGUCAAAGUCUCUCGCCACAUCUUGUGUUGUUCGGAAGAAAGUACUGUGGCCUGUUCCAGAUUCUUGGACUCUUGAAGAAGCUUCUACUGUUCCAUGUGUCUACUCCACUGUGUAUUAUGCUCUGGUUAUGCGUGGAAAGAUGAAGAAGGGUGAAACUAUUUUAAUUCAUGCUGGAUCCGGUGGUGUAGGUCAAGCUGCUAUUUCUGUGGCACUCCACGCUGGACUCACCGUAUUCACGACUGUUGGAAGUAAGGAGAAGAGAGAGUUCCUCAAGAAAACUUUUCCACAAUUAACAGAUCGAAAUAUUGGAAAUUCUCGCGAUUGCUCAUUUGAAGAAAUGAUAAUGCGUGAAACGAAAGGUAGAGGAGUGGAUUUAGUAUUAAAUUCAUUGGCUGAUGAAAAGCUUCAAGCAUCCGUUAGGUGUCUUGCAUUCAACGGACGAUUCUUGGAGAUUGGGAAAUUCGAUCUCAGCAACAACAGCUCUCUUGGAAUGUCUAUUUUCCUAAAGAAUAUCAGCUUCAAUGGAAUCUUACUUGAUGAGGUCUUAAAUAGUGAUGACAAGACGAUUGAUCAAAUCAAACAGCUCAUAUACGAAGGAAUUGAGAGUGGUGCUGUUCGUCCACUUCCAAGGACUGUUUUUAACAAUCAGGAAGUAGAGGAAGCUUUUCGCUUUAUGGCUUCUGGAAAGCACAUUGGAAAAGUUGUUAUAAAGUUACGUAACGAAGAGGAAAAGAAGGAAAUUCUUCCCGCUUCCAAGCUUAUUUCAGCCAUUCCUCGAACGUAUUUUUACAAAGAAAAGACAUACAUUGUCGUUGGAGGGCUAGGAGGAUUUGGAUUUGAACUGAUAUAUUGGCUAAUUUCUCGUGGUGCAAAGAAUAUUUUAGUUACAAGUAGAAGUGGAAUUAAGACAGGCUACCAAUCAUUGAUGGUAAGACGUUGGAGAGAGAAAGGUGUGAAUGUGGUUGUGGCUAUAAAUGAUCUGUCUACGCAACAAAGUGCUCAACAAUUGCUCAAGGAUGCUACUACACUGGCGAAACGCAACUGAACACUGGGUCCUGUAGGAGGAAUUUUUAACACAGCAGUAGUUCUGCGUGAUGGUCUCUUGGAAAAUCAACAGGAGUCUGAUUUCCGUACUGUUUGUCUUUCUAAAGUCGAUGCUACAAAAUUCCUUGAUGCAGCUUCACGAAUUCUGUGUCCUGAUUUAGAUUACUUCAUCUGCUUCUCCAGUGUUUCAUGUGGACGCGGCAAUAUUGGUCAAGUUAAUUAUGGAUUGGCUAAUUCAGCAAUGGAGAGAAUUUGUGAGGCUCGACAGGCAGCUGGAUAUCCUGGAAUGGCUAUUCAGUGGGCUGCCAUCGGUGAUACGGGUCUCAUAAUUCGAAAUCUAGGAAAUAAUGAAACGAUUAUUGGUGGUACUUUACCUCAAAGGAUAGUGUCCUGCUUAGAAACAAUUGACGUCUUCAUGCAACAACCUUAUCCCAUUCUGGCCUCAAUGGUAAUUGCAGACAAGAAAAAAGUGGGUAACGAUCGGAUCAGCAUUUCAACUCACAUCGGAAAUAUUCUUGGAUUUAAAAAUUUAAAGAAAAUUUCCUUCACAUCAACAUUGGCUGACUUGGGAAUGGAUUCACUUAUGAGAGAAGAAAUUAAGCAAACACUUGAAAGAAACUACGAUUUAGUGUUGAAUGCACAAGAAAUAAGACAGCUUACUUUUGAGAAA